AUGCGUUACAUUUGCGCAGUACCUUUUGAUUUCUCAGGGGAAGAAGUAGUUUCUUCACUCACUUUGGCCGCAUAUAAAAUAGAGUGGCGGGUUGAGCGAGCUGGGCGUUGUUACGAGGAAAAAUGCCAACAGUAUAUUAACCCGAGUUAUUCCCCGAGUCCCUCGCCACUUUCGAGUGAUGUUUCCAUUUCCGAAAAUGACGAGAAGAAGGCAGGUGACUCAGAUUUUAGUCGUAAAUUCAAGCCCCAUGUGAAAAAUAUUGCAAAAGGUGAUUAUUAUGGGCUUUUAGGGUUAGGUACCGUCAGAUAUGAAGCAACAGAAGAUGACAUUCGUCAAGCUUACAAGAAGAUGUGUUUGAUUCAUCAUCCAGACAAGAAUGGAGGGGAUGAUACUAUGUUUAAACAACUUCACGAGGCUUACGCGAUUCUCUCGAGUCCUGAUAAGAGAAAAGCAUAUGAUAGCACUGAUGAUACAGACGACACAAUUCCUUCAGACAAAACGUAUUCUGAAAAGGACUUUUACGCAGUGUUUGGUGCCGUUUUCAAGAAGAAUUCGAAGUGGUCGUUGAUCAAACCCGUCCCACAACUUGGCGACGACUUAACGACAGACGCCGAAGUGAUUUCCUUCUACAACUUUUGGUAUGGAUUUAAGACGUGGAGAGAAAUGGCACCGGAGGAGAUGUAUGACAUUGAUGAGGCAACGUGUCGAGAAGAGCGGCGGUGGAUGAACAAAGAAAAUGAAAAGAAGACGACUAAACUCCGUAAAGAGGAAGCUAAACGGAUAUGGCGACUUGCUGAAUUAGCGCACAAGAAAGACCCCCGAGUCAUCAAAAUGAAGCAACGCGAAAUCGAAGAGCGAGAACGGCUUAAAAAGGAGAAGAGUGAUCGCAAGAAGGAGUUACUACGACAGCGCGAGUUGGAACGAAUUGCUCUUGAGAAUGAAAGAAAACGGAUACUUGAAGAAGAACAACGACAGAAAGAAGAAGCCGAGAAAGAGAAGCUUCGCGCGCGCGAGCAGAUUGAAACGAUAGUUUUAAAGAGUCGAAAAGUCCCCGAAGAAUUGAAUUGGGCAUUGAAUAACGUUGUUGUUCAAUUUGAAGAAGGUGAACUGCACACAUUAGUUCAAAUGCAAGAGAAGUCUGUGAUCGAAUUUGUAGUGAAAAAAGUGGAUGAAUAUAUCAAGAAAAAGAAAGCGGACGAAGAGAAAUAUCUCUCGAGAAAUGUCUUGGACGAGUGGAGUUCCGCAGACGUCGAGUUGUUCAAAAAGGGGUGCAAAAAAUAUCCACAAGGCACGGAGAGGAGAUACGGCAGAAUUGCAAUGUAUAUGAAAACAAAAAACGAAUUCCAAGUCAUCGAAUAUGCAAAGGCUUUGAAUGCAAAAAUGCAUAGCAAAGAGGAACAAAAAGAAGAGGUUCUCGAAUGGGAAAAAGAACAACAAAUUGCUUUACAAAACGCAAUCAAAGAACUCGCUGGGUAUAAAGGGUCUGACAAAUGGGAUAAAAUUGCACUAAAAGUUACUGGGAAAACUAAAAAACAGUGUAUCGAAAGAGUGCAAUACCUCAAGAAGCUUGCAAAUGAAAGAAAAAUGGCGAACUAG
Molecule: messenger RNA, 1596 nt
Organism: Entamoeba invadens IP1
Lineage: Eukaryota; Evosea; Mastigamoebida; Endamoebidae
Exons: 2
Coding region: 1-1596 (531 amino acids)
Biological process (GO): 'de novo' cotranslational protein folding; regulation of translational fidelity
Cellular component (GO): cytosol
Molecular function (GO): ribosome binding; Hsp70 protein binding
Source: RefSeq, a predicted model, not a curated record